AGAAUCUACUAGUCCCGUGAAUCGUCAAUUCAUCAAAUUGUCGCUGGUAUUCGAUAUUAUAUUAUACAAUUUAUGUAUAGACAUUUAUUUAUAGACAUGAUAUUUACAUUUGUAAGAGCUAAAAUCAUUCGAAUCUGUGCUGCUGAUAUUAUGCCUUAUAAUAUAUCCACCCCUAUCGAAUGGAAGAGUGUAUUUUGGUCCACAGCAACGAAGUAGUACCCUGCUUCAAUUAAUACGCGAGAUCAAAGGUUGCAUAAAACCUAAAGUGUCUUAAAUGUAUACAAUUUGUAAAUAUUUCAUGAUAUUAUUAUGUGUCACUUCGUGAACAAUAUGUUUCAGCUAACUAGGAGAUGGCUGAAAACGAACAUGCUAUAAUAUAUAUAGAACUAUUUAACCAGGAGGAACUUCCGGGAGGAAGUGUUUCAUGGCAGAAUGUUUAGAUAUGGCUGACAGCAUCAAAGUGAUAGACGAAGAUUAUGUUAGGAGGAUUCAUAGUAGAAAUCCUUCAGGGCAUAUCCACAAAGGUCAUGGCAUCGUUGCAGCAAAUGCCUCAAUCCCAACAAAAUUCCAGACAAUCGUCACAGACAACUCAGACAAGAAGGGGUUCCUCUGCAGGGCCAAGAGAUUCCAGUCAGAUUCCAAUAUUACUGAAGCCCCUGGUCCAGGAAGUUAUGUUCGACACAAUAAAGUUGAUAAUUUGAGUACAUCCUUCUCUAAGAAAGGAACAGGAGGAUUUGCUUCAAAGUCUAAGCGAGGCUUGAAGUACCACCUAUCCAGCGCACCAGGGCCGGGGCUAUAUGCUUUACAGAGUACACUAGUCACCAAGAAAGACUUCAACAAAGCUCCCACGUCAAGUGUUUUCCAUAAACCCAUAGCUCAGAAGAUCAGCAAGCUGAAUGGAAUUCCUGCUCCAAACUCUUAUAAUGUGUUGAAAUACAAUCCUGGCAAGGUGAACAAUGUUAGUGCCGACUCAGCAUUCAAGUCUCAGUCCAAGAGAGAUAUCUUGAACACGAAGGAAGCAGCAGCACUGCCUGCACCAUGGCAGUACCAAGUGAAAGAUGACCUGCUCCAUGGAUCUCCGAAGGCCCCGGUGUCCAGUUUCCGCUCCAGGACGAUGAGACAAAUGCAAGCAGAUCCUCCCGCUGUUCCUGGACCAGGUGCAUAUUUUUCAUCAGGAGACCGAGAACAGAUCAACAAACAACUUUUUCCGAAGAAGCAUUAUUUGUGUAUCUCAGCCCCAGCAAUGCCCCUACCCCCUGCCCCGCCCUCCCCUGGACCAGGCAGCUAUGAGAUGGUGGACUACGAGGGACCCCCUAAACACUACAUGUCCACUUCAGCAUUUGUCUCCGCAUCCAAUCGGUGGGCAGGAGACGCCAACAUGUUAACAGUGGACUUGCCAGGACCAGCUCACUAUCGGCCCCUGACAGUCGGAAAACAGUCAUUUAUUUAUAAUUCAGCUGGGAAAUGGAUAUAGGGUAUCUGCAUUUAAUAGGUUGAAACUUACUUGUCUUCAUGUUUGUUCAUCCUCACAUCCGUCCAGUAUUAAAAUCAUUGUGUUUUUAAGAUGAACCAACAGGCUUUACUGGAGGAAUGCCACUCUAAUGGACAUUGAUUUUAUAAAGAACUAUCUUCCACAAAUUCAUUAAUAUUCACAGGCAACUAUGACAAAUUUUUUUGUCUGGACAAUAACUUUUAAAUUAAUAUUAUUUUUGGUCUCUGAUCUUUUAUAUCAUGUAUAUUUAAUAAUGCCCCAAUUGCACUUUGUUUUCGAUAUGAAGUUCAAUGUUAUUUUGAGAGUAAAACUCAGUUAUUUUUCUAAAUUUCAUCAGAGUGUUAUUGGUAGUAUUUUCAAGAAUUUGUCAAACAAAAGGAAUAUAUGGCAUUUUGUUGAAGCAACGUUUAUAUAUAAUCUCCUUCCAAGAUUACUUUCCAAAGAUGUUUGGGUCUGUGUUAAGACUGAUGAAGCCAGCAUUGUUUUGAGUUGAUUUUAUUGACAGAUUAUUCAAGUAUUUUUGUAGCAAUAAACCUUUUUAUGUGGAUGUACAUUAUGGUGAAUGUUUCACAGAAUUGUGAUAUAUACAUGUUUAUAUAUUUAUCAUGUUCUAACCAUUCUAGGCUAUCUGUGAUACUGUUAUAGCUGUGUUGGUCUGUUUAUUUCUCAUUACAUUUCAUCCAUAAAAUUUCAGUCCCGUUGCCUUACUGUUAAUGCCUUACAUUUACCAGUACAUAUUGCAGCAUGUUAAGUGAGUAGCCAUUUAAUACAACUGUAACACUGCGGGCUCUUUCAGUGUGACAAUGCAUUCUACAAUGUUUGUUUUUUUGUAUUUAUUGUACCUAUGAAAGCAUUCGAAACUAUGACCUGAACUUAGUGCGUUAGCGAUCAUGAAUAUUUUGGGAGAAAUUUUAUGAAUGUGAUCAGUCUGAUUUUACCAGAAAAUACCUGAAAAUAUUCAUGAUCACUAACUUUUUUUUGUUCAGUGUAUAUGUUGAAAGUAUAAUUGACUUACUUCCAGUUUUUACUUGAAUCUGAAGAUGAUAUCAUAGAAUUUGUUUUCUGGAAAAUUCAUCAGAUUAUCCUGAAAUUCAAUAAAUUCAGUUUCUUGAAAAUCACAAUUCUGGACCUGCAGAUUUGAACCAUGUAUACCUAUUAAACUGUCUGGUACCACUCGCAAUGAGUGUUCACUUGAAUAUGACAUUUAAAUCACAUGUUAUAAUGCAUGGACUUCACUCCAAUGAUAUAAACUCUGAGAAUUCAGAUAGCGUGGAACUGAAAUGAAGUUUUUUACAGUUACAAAAUAUUGUCGUGAGAAUGUCAGUUGUUGACUUCCCAAUGCCAUCCCAUAUGUUUUUUCCAUAUUGGAACUGUGAGAGUUUUGUGUUGUUUAUGAAGACAAUAAAUUCUGAUUAAUAUGAA
This is a messenger RNA of Haliotis rubra (blacklip abalone), 2914 nucleotides long. Its product is annotated as O(6)-methylguanine-induced apoptosis 2-like. The transcript has 9 exons. Gene Ontology annotation, molecular function: chromatin binding; histone binding. Gene Ontology annotation, biological process: epigenetic programing of male pronucleus. The record is from RefSeq and is a predicted model, not a curated record. Lineage: Eukaryota; Metazoa; Mollusca; Gastropoda; Lepetellida; Haliotidae. The coding region runs from base 425 to 1474 and encodes 349 amino acids. Gene Ontology annotation, cellular component: germinal vesicle; male pronucleus; female pronucleus.